AAUAUCGUGUCCGUGUUCUUUUACUUGCAAUCAUCAACUAGGCUUGAGGUAUAUGAGUUCCCUGGCGGGUUUUCGUUUAAAGGAUUGUACAAGGCAACCGGCUAGCGACACGUCCCACACGCGUUUGGGCUGUCACAAGCGCGGGCGACACCAUCAAAUCCACUGUCCUUGAAAGUCGGUACAGGGCCUCACCGCAUUGUUGCGCCGACCCCCUCGUCCGAAAAGCGAAGGAAAAAAAAAUCACACCUACACUUUGUGGUCGUCGAACGCAAGUCUGAGAUGGUUGCUGGCCAGACCAUCAGCAAAAUUACAACAAAAAUAAUGAACAAAGAAUACACGGGUCGGAUGGAAAGACUGCGGUCGUCGAGUCCUUCGAAUUCUGCACCAGGACGUCGCCGGUCUCAAGGCAGUCCCAUGACUUCACAGAACCCCAAACGCCAUCUAUCCGAAGCUCCGCAAGUCUCGAGGAGCGUACCCAAGAAGCGCCGACUGGUUUCAAUCACCCCAGACGACCUACAAUCAACCGCCAGGAACAGUCGGGGACCCAGUCAAGCAGCCAGCCAGGACAUAGCUACCGAUUUGAUACACCAUCAGCUACCAGAAGACGACGGAGGCGCCUUCGAUGACUUCUUGGAUCUGCAACACGACGCCUCGUCUCCCGAGUUCGAGCCUCCCCCUGUACAGCAACUCAGCCAACAACACAAGACGCCAAUGUCGAUUGUUACCUCAAGCGCGAUGCAGUCAGCGCUGUUGGCCACCGGCGUAGGGCAAAAGGUCGCAUCUCUCGGUGCACAGCUGGUCACAAAUCCUCCACAAUCCGCCGCCCCUGGGCCCGAGGCAGCCGAAGCUGCCGCGCAAGUCGAGCAGUUACAAAACGAAUAUAGGACCGUGGAGGCCAAGCUGCAGCUUGCUAGAACCAGGUUGUCAGAGCAGCUGAACGUCUUUGACGGCCCGGGCGGUCUUAGCACGACGACGACGCCCGCGUCGCUGCGUCCCAGCAGCACCAUGCCAAUCUCCAUUCAUGUUAAUGAAGAUGAUGCUGUCGCCAGCGCACUCUCGCACAUCGCCAGCCUUGAAAGCCGCCGGAGCGGCCUUCUGUCGAGAAUACACGCCGCUCAGGCCGCCGAGUUGGAGGCUAAGCAACAUCGGGACAGCAGACAGUUGACUGUUCAGGUCGAAAAUGCUCGACUUUUCCGUCGAUUGAUGGACCUUGGCCCAGCUGGGACUGCAUCCCUGCUCCGUGUGCUGCUCAAGGCUGCCGGUAUCGACUCAACAGACGGCGGAAAAAGCUCGGAUGUCAUGGAAGCAACAGAACGCAGGAUAUACAUACGACGGGAACUCGAGGAGGACUUGGCCAGAGAGGGCCUCCUUCCUGCGGUCAAAGAAACACCGCCCCUCAACGGUACAUAACGAAAUCGAAGAGCCACACUUUAUCGAACAUCCUGGCUUGAACAUGAAUACGAUAAAAGCCAUAGGGGCAAGAGCUGUCUGUUCAUGGCUCGCUCCCAAACCCCGAUUGCAUACACUAGCACAAUACCCAUUUUAUGAAUGUCUUUUUUUUUGCAUCCUGUUUAUUCAGCUGUUGACCUGAUUGGUCUGUAUACCCCUUGUUGCUUUUGCUGUUCUUCUUCUCGUCAGACAAUACAUAAGAAACACCCUAAAUGGGAAAGAAAUAUUAUCUUCAAAUCCAAUUCAAGAUCGAGCAACUCCCCGGCCUAUUAAUGCUAUGAAUACAAAUGAAAGUUACAAAUGAGAAUUUAAUAACAACCUAAC
This is a messenger RNA of Pyricularia oryzae 70-15, 1773 nucleotides long. RefSeq lists its product as uncharacterized. The transcript has 2 exons. The record is from RefSeq and is a predicted model, not a curated record. NCBI's taxonomy places the organism in Eukaryota, Fungi, Ascomycota, Sordariomycetes, Magnaporthales, Pyriculariaceae. The coding region runs from base 280 to 1410 and encodes 376 amino acids.